AUGAGUGUUGAUGUUGACUCCGCUAGUGGGGGUUCUACGAAUGGAACAAAAGCCAAGGGUAAAGGCUCCUCACAUGAGUACCAAAAGCUCUCUCAGCUGGAGCACGUCUUGAAGCGUCCCGAUACUUAUAUCGGCUCUGUAGAGUUCCACGAGUCGAAUAUGUGGGUAUGCAACGAAAACAACGAAGUUGAGUACAAAUCAGUCAACAUUGUGCCUGGGUUUUACAAAGUUUUUGAUGAAAUUCUCGUGAAUGCGGCCGAUAACAAGGUGCGUGAUCCCUCAAUGACAUCAAUCCAGGUAAUCAUUGAUACAGAGAACAAUCAGAUUUCUGUACGUAACGACGGCAAAGGAAUCCCGAUUGAAAUCCAUGAGAAGGAAAAAAUUUACAUUCCAGAACUGAUUUUUGGCAACCUGUUGACGUCUUCAAACUACGACGACUCAGAACAGAAAGUCACUGGUGGCCGUAAUGGUUUCGGUGCUAAGCUCUGUAACAUUUUUUCUACAAAGUUUACUCUCGAAACAUGCGAUACCCAUAACACCUAUCACCAGGACUGGAGCGAUAACAUGACCAAGGUCGACAAACCUAAGAUUAAGGCCGUCAACAAUAAAAAACCGUAUACCAUGAUCACCUUCAAGCCUGAUCUUGCUCGAUUUGGAAUGGAAAAAAUUGACAACGACCACUUGAUGGUUCUACGCCGUCGUAUCUUUGAUUUGGCAGGUACCAUUCAAGGUGUAAAUGUAAAGCUCAAUGGUGCCACUGUUCCCGUGAAUAACUUCAAAAACUACAUGAAUCUUUAUGCAAAGGCAUUGUCCAAAGAUGACGAGAAGGUUGAUGUUUUAAUCUCCAAACCGAAUGACCGCUGGGAGGUUGGCUUCGCUCUGUCUGACGGAAGUUUCAACCAAAUGUCAUUCGUAAAUUCGAUUGCUACAACUUCUGGUGGUACACAUGUGAGCCAUGUCACUGAGCAGAUUGUGAACUAUGCUCUAGAUGUUAUGACCAAGAAGAAUAAGGGCCGCGCUGGUAAGCUCACCAAAUUGCACAUUAGAAGCAAUAUCUUUUUGUUUAUCAACUGCAAAAUCAACAAUCCGUCCUUUACAUCUCAAACCAAGGAGCAGUUGACAACCAAGGUUUCUGCUUUUGGCAGCAAAUGCGAGCUCCCCGACAAAUUCCUCAAGGAUAUUAUGAACAAGACCGGUCUUACGGAUAGAUUGCUCGAGAUCACCGAGAGAGCAUCAAACGCGGCGCUCAAGAAGCAAGAUGGUGGACGUAAACGCCGUCUUACGGAGUUUGUCAAACUGGAAGACGCAAAUAUGGCAGGUACAAAAGACUCGUCUAAAUGCACUUUGAUCCUGACCGAGGGUGAUUCCGCUUUGACGCUAGCAGUUGCUGGAUUAGCAGUUAUCGGUCGUGAUUAUUAUGGGUGCUUCCCUCUGCGUGGUAAGAUUCUAAACGUCCGUGAUGCUUCCCAAGAGCAGAUUCUAAACAACAAAGAAAUUGCAGCACUAAAGAAAAUUAUUGGGUUGCAGCACAAGAAGACUUAUACAUCAACUGAGGGUCUGCGCUAUGGGCAUAUUAUGAUCAUGACCGAUCAGGAUCAUGAUGGUAGCCACAUCAAAGGUCUUAUCAUCAACUUUUUGGAGUCUCUAUUCCCAGGCCUUCUCGAUAUCCCUGGAUUUUUGUUAGAGUUUAUCACACCCAUUGUCAAAGUAACAAUUCUUCGCAAUGGUCGAGCAGUAAAGGUCAUUCCUUUUUACAACAUGCCUGAAUUCGAGGAAUGGCGUGAGACUGAGGGCCGCACUUGUCGCUGGAAACACAAGUACUAUAAGGGUCUCGGUACUUCGACCCCCGAAACUGAAGGCCGAGAGUACUUUUCGGAACUUGCACGCCAUGAAAAAACGUUCCUAAAUCUUCAGGAGGGAGACAAAGAACGUAUUGAGCUCGCAUUUUCAAAAUCCCGCGCCGAUGAUCGCAAACAGUGGCUACAGGAGUACGUUCCUGGCACAUACCUGGACUCGAAUAUCAAUGAAAUUGGUAUCAAAGACUUCAUCGAUAAAGAGCUGAUUUUGUUCUCAAUGGCCGACAACUUGCGAUCGAUCCCAUCUGUUAUGGAUGGAUUGAAACCGGCUCAGAGGAAAGUGGUAUAUUCGUGCGCACAGAGACGAAACACUGAAAUCAAGGUUGCGUCCCUUGCCGGCCACAUUACUGAAAAAAUGGGCUAUCAUCAUGGUGAGCAAUCUCUGCAGCAAACAAUUAUUGGUUUAGCGCAGAGCUUUGUUGGUACCAACAACAUCUAUUAUUUGCUUCCUCAGGGUGGUUUUGGUUCUCGUGCUACAGGCGGUAAAGAUGCUUCUGCAGCUCGUUACAUCAGUACCUUAUUGAAUCCAUUGGCUCGUACUCUCUUUAAUUCCAACGACGACCCACUGCUCAAUUACAUGCAAGACGACGAGAGCACAGUUGAACCUGAGCAUUUCGUGCCAAUCCUGCCCACAUUGCUUGUGAAUGGCACUGAGGGUAUUGGCACUGGAUGGUCCACCAACAUUCCCAGUUUCAACCCAGUCGAUCUCGUCGAAAACAUCCGGCGAAUGAUGAACGGUGAGGCGCUGAAGCCGUUAGUACCCUGGUACCGUGGCUGGUCAGGAACUAUUGAAAAAGUUCCAGGAUCUGAUCAUCAGUUCCGUGUUUGUGGUCGAAUCGAGGUCAUUAACGAAACAACUUUAGCUAUCACUGAGCUUCCUGUCAGGAUGUGGACGCAAACCAUGAAGGAGUUCCUUCUGAAAUCACUUAUCGGUAGCUCAAAAGGUGACAAGAAGCUGGCUAGUGGUGAGUUCUUGGAUGACAUGACCGAAGAGCAUGGUGCUGGUAUUCGUUUCAUUGUUAAAUUGAGCAAGGAAGAGAUGGAGAAAGCCUGCAAGGUUGGCCUUUAUAACAAGUUCAAGUUGAUCGCGCCAAUGUCUACUUCGAACAUGGUUGCCUUUGACCCUCAGGGCCGUCUGCGACGCUACAGUACGGCUGAAGAUAUCCUCAGGGAAUUUUACUAUGUACGCUUGGAUUACUAUGUCCGUCGCAAGGACAAUAUGAGCCAACAGCUACGUAACCACCUUGAGAGAUUGACUUCCCGAGCCAGAUUUAUCAAGAUGAUUAUCGAUAACGAACUGGUCAUCUCCAACCGUCCGAAGCGCGAUGUUAUUGAGGAUCUUCAAACUUUGCGCUUCCCCAAAUUCGGAACAGGUGGCGUUCCUGUUUGGCCUGAUGAGCAGAUGCAACUUGAUGCAGAGGAGCUGAUGGAGCCAGAGGAUACUAUUGAGACCACCACUGCUGGUGAGGAAGUACCUGUUGUCUCAAAAACUAAACCUAGCUACGACUAUCUUCUUGAGAUGCGUAUCAUGUCGUUGACUCGCGAAAUGUACCAGCGCCUCCUACGGCAGCGGGAUGAGACUGAAGAGGAACUAAACAUUCUUCUUGCAAAAUCUGCGAAAGACCUGUGGAAUGCCGACCUUGAUAAAUUCAUGGAACAAUGGGACGAGUUCGAGAAGAAGGACCGUGAAGACCGCGAGACUCUUGUUAGAAUUGGAGGCGGGAAAAAGCGUGCCGCCAAGCGAAAGGGAAAGAAUAGCGAUGAUAGCGAUGACGAAUUUGGUGCCCCUAAAAAGCGUACUAAGAAGGCUAAGAAGACAGCGACCCCUCAGUAUAUUUCUACGGAAAUUGUCGAGCUGCCACCCAUCGAAACAUUUGCGACACGCUCUAGCGUGAAGUCUGAACCUCGCGCUAAAUCUGCUACACCAGCGGCAUCUACGCUUGCUUCGACUGCUGCUUCAACCGUCGCGACCGAAGCUUCCACACCUGCGGAAACACCGGUUCCGCCUACUACAGCAGCGUAUCCAAAGCCCAAAGCCAAAGCUGCUCCACGUAAGAAAUCGCCUCCCAAAAAACUCGAGGUAAAAGAGGAGUCUGGUGCUGAGUCUGAUUCCGAUGUUUCUAUGGCUGAUGUGACCCCUGUUGAGAGAAGCCCGCGUGCCUCUCGUAGAGCAGCACCUGUUCGCAUCCAGAUUAGUGACGACGAAGAUGAGCCUAAUGUUUCAGCGUUCGUUCUUUCAGAAGAUAGCGAUUAA
Messenger RNA from Wickerhamiella sorbophila, 4110 nucleotides. Its product is annotated as DNA topoisomerase 2. The coding region runs from base 1 to 4110 and encodes 1369 amino acids. Gene Ontology annotation, molecular function: ATP binding; DNA topoisomerase type II (double strand cut, ATP-hydrolyzing) activity; DNA binding. NCBI's taxonomy places the organism in Eukaryota, Fungi, Ascomycota, Dipodascomycetes, Dipodascales, Trichomonascaceae. Gene Ontology annotation, cellular component: nucleus. Gene Ontology annotation, biological process: resolution of meiotic recombination intermediates; sister chromatid segregation; DNA topological change. The record is from RefSeq and is a predicted model, not a curated record. The transcript has a single exon.